AUGCGAGCCAAACGCAGCAAAAAGUACCGGAAGAUCAUGUCGGCGUACCAAAUGGCAUUUUCAUUCCGGGAGCCGUACCAAGUACUCGUCGACUCGCACUUCCUCAAGACCUGCCACGCCUUCCACAUGCCGCUGCAGCGAUACCUGGAAAACACACUGCACGGACAGUGCAAGCUGUUCGUGACGGCGUGCACGAUCGAUCGGGUGAUGGCGGAUUUCGAGAAGGAAAAGGAGAAGAUCAAAGCCUCUGGCGGACGGCCGAAGGGGAGACCAGACUUCCUCCCUCCGCCGCUCGAGGUGCCGAUGCGGCAUUGCAAGCACCGGAAUAACGAGGGCGAGGAGCUCGGAGUCAUCGGUGAGAGUCGGUGUUUGUUGGAUCUGCUGGCGGGCCAGCCGCACGGUAAUGAGCUGGCGAAGAAUAAACAGCAUUAUAUCCUGGCGACGGCGGAGCCGGAUGAGAGAGAGGUCAGGAGUAAAGGGUACCUGGAUGUGCGUGAGCGGGCGCGCAUGAUUCCGGGGGUUCCAGUGGUUUAUGUCAAGAGGAGUGUGAUGAUUCUGGAGGAGCUGAGUGGGGUCAGUGAGCGGUCGAAGAAUAAAGCCGAGAAGGCCAAGUUUUCCGAUGGGUUGCUGGACACGAGGAAGCGGAAGAGAGGGGAGGGUGUCGAUAGCGACGAGAGUGAUGAUGAGCUCGAGGAUCUCUUGUUGGCUCGUGAGGCACUGGCGCAGGGUCCUGGGGCUCGAGGGCAGAAGAGGGCGAAAGGUCCGAAUCCCAUGAGUGUGAAGAAGAAGAAAGUCAAGCUCACUGGUGAGGGAGGACAACCAGCCGAGGGAGACCAGACGGUUGAUGGAGCAAAGAAGAAGCGCACGAGAAGAGGAGGACGUGGAAAGCGCAAGCCAGGUAUGGGUCAAGAAACGUCUUCGGACAAGGCACACGUCCCAGAACCAGUAUCCAGUGCCCAACCAGAGGUCUAA
Messenger RNA from Exophiala bonariae, 972 nucleotides. RefSeq lists its product as uncharacterized. The record is from RefSeq and is a predicted model, not a curated record. NCBI's taxonomy places the organism in Eukaryota, Fungi, Ascomycota, Eurotiomycetes, Chaetothyriales, Herpotrichiellaceae. The transcript has a single exon. The coding region runs from base 1 to 972 and encodes 323 amino acids. Gene Ontology annotation, cellular component: nucleolus; small-subunit processome. Gene Ontology annotation, molecular function: small ribosomal subunit rRNA binding.